Armigeres subalbatus is the source of this 2231-nucleotide messenger RNA. Its product is annotated as putative nuclease HARBI1. Bases 1 to 1086 code for a protein of 361 amino acids. The transcript has 4 exons. Lineage: Eukaryota; Metazoa; Arthropoda; Insecta; Diptera; Culicidae. The record is from RefSeq and is a predicted model, not a curated record.
AUGUUUGGGAUUCAUUUGUUUGACUCCGGCAGUGAGGAAGGCGAGGAGGAAAGCUCGUUUGUGUCGGUGAUUGUAAGGCGCCAGCUGAGGGAUUGUAGCAACCCGCUGUCCUUAUGUGAACGAGAAUUUCGUCAACACUUCAGAUUAAGCCGUGAGGCAUUUACGUAUGUUCUUAAUUGUAUAGGAAAUCCUGGGAGAUCAAAAAUAACAUCGAUUCCAGGUGUCCUGAAGUUGGCAGUUACAUUAAAUAUUCUUGGAAGUGGAUCCUAUCAAAUCAAUGCUGGUGUUGGUUUCCUGAUUGCAAUGGCACAGCCGACUGUUUCAAUCGUGUUUAAUGAAACAUUGCAGUUAUUGGAGGAGAUUUUAUGUGCAAAUUGGAUCAAGCUUGACAGCACUAAGUUUGGUAAUACAAAAACUUAUUACUUCAGCAAAUUUAAAAUUCCUGGUGUCGUGGGAUGUAUCGAUGGGACCCACAUAACUAUUCUCAAACCAGUCGAAAAUGAACAUAUGUUUUACAACAGAAAAGGUCAUCACAGUGUGAAUGCAAUGAUCAUAUGUGAUCAUGAUUAUCGUAUUAUGGCGGUGAAUGCAUGUUACGGAGGAUCAGCUCACGAUUCAUUCGUUUGGAGUAUGAGCAACGAGAAAAUAUUUUUCGAACAAUUAUAUGAAAGAGGUGAUUGCAAUUCAAGGCUUUUAGGUGACAGCGGAUAUGGUAUUGCGCCAUGGCUCUUGGAUCCAUACUGUAAUGCUAACAACGGAUCGAAUGAGGAAGCAUUCAAUACAAUUCAUUCAUCAGCCAGGACAACCGUUGAAAGAGCGGUUGGCGUGCUGAAAGGACGAUGGAGACUUUAUAAUUCAGAUCUAAUAAUAAGGUAUACGCCGAAAAAAACCACAUCUAUUGUGAAUGUAUGUGCUACAUUGCAUAACAUUUGCAUUCAUUACAACAUUUGCCUGGAUCCAACGGAGGCAGCUCCCCCUGAUGACCCUAUUCUUCAUGUACCUGUACCUCAUUCCACUACCGAUAGCGCUAUCACUAGAAGAGCAGAAAGUAUUAGAAACAAUAUAAGAGAUUCUUUGGUGCAGUGAUGACCAAAAUGCAAUUCCAUUAAAUAAACUACAAAUAAUUAAAUAUGUUAUAAUUAAAUAAAAUACAAUGCACAAAGAGUUCAAAGAAUGGGACUUUACCAAAAUGAGUUAUACUGGCAUUCUAUCGAAUACUGUUUUCUAAGCUCUUUAACCAUUCAUAGUAAUAUUAUUUGUUUUUUCGUUAAUAUUGUAAAUCCGUGUUAUAAUCGGUCUUCAAUAAAGGAAAGUGGAGCAAGAUUGUCUUAUAUAAUUUUUUUAUUGGUGUGAUUUUUUAAUUAUAAAAGGUUAGUUUAUCACGAUUCAUAGGCAUGUUGUCUUCGGUGUUGAACUAAAUUAAAAAAAGACAUAAAUAAAGAUUAUUUAAAAACAAAAAAGCGUUUUGUCUUCAGUUGCAAUCAUGUCUCAAGCAACAACCCAACCCAAUUAUGUCCACCAAGCAUAUGCUUUUCACUUGCAGUUCAGUGUUCUAAAGUUUAAGUCGAAUAGUCUACCAUGAUGUUCUCAAGUAACAAACGCAGAAGUAACAUGCUCAUCUCAUUAAUUAUAGUAAGAAAAUUGAAAUCAUUCGAAAAAUUAGUUUCAACGAUUUUCGUAACGAAUGAAUCUUAGUGUUAAUAACAAAUAACGUUAGGGAGCAUUCAUAAAUUACGCAACGCUUACAGAGGGGAGGGGGGUUGUCCAAAGUGUGACAAUCCAUACAAAGAUUUCAGAUGCUUCAUACUAAAAGUGUGCCAGGGGGUUGAAAAUUGCUAAUUUUUGUGUUACGUUUCUUUAUUCUGAAUAUCGAUAACAGGAACACCAUUUAGCCGAUUGACAUGUUGAAGACCAUUGACUAAUCAUAGUACAAACUGUUAUUAGAAUAUUUUCAGCGAAUACAUAUUGCAUUAAUCUUAUAAUUAGUAGCUUAUUCUAAAUAAGAUUUCUCCACAGACAAACAGACAUAACACUCGACAAAUUUCCAUCGUUCACUGAUUUACUGGUCAAUUCAAAUAAUCAUUAGUUGGCCAAUCGAUCACUCGUGGCGCGAGCAUCGUUUUUGCUCGAGUUUGACGUUUGCUCACUAUCGCCAUCUGGUUCGUGAUUUGCCCAACUAACUGAAAUCACCAGAUGUCGUUAGUGUGUGAACGACGAUGAAUUUGAUGAGU